Messenger RNA from Equus quagga, 1631 nucleotides. RefSeq names its product family with sequence similarity 181 member B (gene FAM181B). The transcript has a single exon. Bases 93 to 1376 code for a protein of 427 amino acids. NCBI's taxonomy places the organism in Eukaryota, Metazoa, Chordata, Mammalia, Perissodactyla, Equidae. The record is from RefSeq and is a predicted model, not a curated record.
ACCGCGCCGGGGCGGGAGCCGGGCCUGGGCUGCGGGCGGGAGGCGGCCGGGGGCGCAGCGGCCGCGCUGCGGGCCGCCAGGGAGCCGCGGCGAUGGCGGUGCAGGCGGCGCUCCUCAGCACGCACCCCUUCGUCCCCUUCGGCUUCGGGGGCUCCCCGGACGGGCUGGGGGGAGCCUUCGGAGCCCUGGACAAGGGCUGCUGUUUCGAGGACGAUGAGAGCGGGACGCCGGCGGGCGCGCUGCUGGCGGGCGCCGAGGGCGGGGACGUGCGCGAGGCCACCCGCGACCUGCUCAGCUUCAUCGACUCGGCGUCCAGCAACAUCAAGCUGGCCCUGGACAAGCCGGGCAAGUCGAAGCGGAAGGUGAACCACCGCAAGUACCUGCAGAAGCAGAUCAAGCGCUGCAGCGGCCUCAUGGGCGCCGCGCCCCCGGGCCCGCCCUCCCCGGGCGCCGCCGACACGCCCGCCAAGCGGCCGCUCGCCGCCCCCGGCGCCCAGACCGUCGCGGGCCCGGCCCACGGCAAGGCCGCCCCUCGGCGGGAGGCGUCGCAGGCCGCGGCGGCUGCCAGCCUGCAGAGCCGGAGCCUGGCCGCGCUCUUCGACUCGCUGCGCCACGUCCCCGGGGGCGCCGAGCCGGCUGGGGGCUCGGUGGCGGCGCCCGCGGCCGGGCUCGGCGGAGCUGGCGCUGGGGGCGCGGGAGGGGACGCGGCCGGUCCCGCGGGGGGUACGGCGGUCCCGGGCACCAGGAAGGUCCCGCUGCGCGCCCGCAACCUGCCCCCGUCCUUCUUCACCGAGCCGUCCCGGGCGGACGGCGGCGGCGGGUGCGGCCCGUCGGGGCCCGUCGUGAGCUUGGGCGACCUGGAGAAGGGCGCGGAGGCCGUGGAGUUCUUCGAGCUGCUGGCGCCCGACUACGGCACCGGCACCGAGGCGGGCGUCCUCCUCGCCGCGGAGCCUCUCGAUGUGUUCCCCACUGGAGCCGCCGCCCUGCGGGGACCCCCGGAGCUGGAGCCCGGCCUCUUUGAGCCGCCGCCGGGGAUGGUGGGGAGCCUACUGUAUCCCGAGCCGUGGGGCGCCCCGGGCUGCCCCUCGACCAAGAAGCCGCAGCUAGCUGCCCCCCGUGGCGGCUUGACCUUGAACGAGCCCUUGAGCCCCCUGUACCCCGCCGCCGCGGACUCUCCCGGCGGGGAGGAUGCGCCCGGCCUCUUGGCCUCUUUCGCCCCCUUCUUCUCAGACUGCGCCCUGCCGCCGGCGCCGCCGCCGCAUCAGGUGUCCUACGAUUACAGCGCGGGCUACGGCCGCACGGCGUACUCCAGCCUCUGGAGAGCGGACGCCGCUUGGGAAGGGGCGCCCGGGGAGGAGGGGGCGCACCGGGACUGACUGCGAGGUCCCCUUCCCUCCCAUUGGAGACUGCUCGGGGAGCUCCCGCCGCCGGGUCUCUCCGAAGCGUAAAGAACGGUGGGGAAAUGCACAUGGAGAUGAAACGGGAUUAAAAAAAAAAAAAAGAAUUAAUAAAAAAAACUUCAGAAAAAGAGAUGAAGAGGAGUUGGGGGUUGAUUUAUCACAGCCUCAAGUGUUUUUAAAAAAGAGAAGCCAUUGGUAGGUUCUUACUGGAACAGACGAGCCAAGAAACCA